UCAAGAUUAGUAGUAUAAAUUUUGGAGUUUCAGAACCUGUAGUAAUUAUAUUCUGUUGAGAUAGUUUUAUUCUUGCAGUUAAUUAAUAAGAGAAUUUGGCAAGGCCACCCUUGUGCCCUGAAGGAGAAGGGCGUAGAAUAUAAGCAUUUGUCGGACAUCUUUGUUUUUCUGCCGCACCACCCCAACCCCUAGUUCGGUUACAUAAUUUGGUGUCAGGUGUGGGGUGGCUGCAACAAUGCCAACGAAUCUGCCAGGAACGCCAACAAACUCGGCAGAUGCGCCAACAAAUGCAGAAGCGGUACAGGAGCUACAACAAUGUAUAUCCCGACUGAUGGAAGAGCGAAACCAAAUGGCCAGUGAUAUCAGCUCUCUCAGGGAGAGAGUGGAAACAGAAGGAGGUGCCCCACAGCAGCAAGCAUCAGGACCAGUCCAAGUCAGAAAGGACCUAUCACUACAAUCGCUGAUAAAACCAUUCACAGGCGAAGCUUCAGGGCCAUCUGUGGAGGAAUUCUUGAGGAAUGUAAAGCUGGCUUCAGAAACUGGCCACUGGGAGGAGACAGAUAGAAAACUAAUUUGCUGACUGAAGGUGACAGGAACAGCAGCAGCAUGUCUUGACUCCUACCCAGAACUGUUUGAACUAACUGUUGGAUUUGCAGAGGUGGAACGCAUCCUGAGAGAAUGAUUUGGACAAACCCAAGAUCCUCAACAAUAUCUACUCGAACUGAUGAUGACAACCCAGUGACCAGACGAGACGGCAAGAGCUUUUGCAGAUAGAUGUAGGAUGCUAGGGCAACAGGCCCUACCACCACAGACCACCCCUGGCCAACGGGAUUGGGCCUGUACAUAGAUGGACCAGACCAUCCUUACAUCCUUCAUCCGAGGUUUGAAGAGCCAAGCAGCAACAAUGCUACAGUUGUACCCACCAGCCAACCUGGAGGCAGCCAUCAAGAUUGGGGAGCGAAUGGAGGGGAUUGCCAGUGGACCAUCAAAACCAAAUCACCCAAAUAUCUUCAUGGUGGAGACUGAUCCAGGAGCAACAGGUCCUGCUGCAGCAGUAGCCCGAGUGGAAGCUGGAGUACCACCAGCUAGCAAACAGAAUUGCUCUGCCUGCGGGAAACCUGGACACUAUGCAAGGGAAUGUAGGUCCAACAAUUCCAAUCAUGAUGGAUGGAGAAGCAUGCAACCCAAGGGCCAGUGACGA
Messenger RNA from Nilaparvata lugens (brown planthopper), 1201 nucleotides. RefSeq lists its product as uncharacterized. The coding region runs from base 848 to 1198 and encodes 116 amino acids. The record is from RefSeq and is a predicted model, not a curated record. NCBI's taxonomy places the organism in Eukaryota, Metazoa, Arthropoda, Insecta, Hemiptera, Delphacidae. The transcript has 2 exons. Gene Ontology annotation, molecular function: zinc ion binding; nucleic acid binding.